Molecule: messenger RNA, 736 nt
Organism: Notolabrus celidotus (New Zealand spotty)
Lineage: Eukaryota; Metazoa; Chordata; Actinopteri; Labriformes; Labridae
Gene: lgals2b
Product: lectin, galactoside-binding, soluble, 2b
Exons: 4
Coding region: 113-508 (131 amino acids)
Molecular function (GO): carbohydrate binding; laminin binding; galactoside binding
Source: RefSeq, a predicted model, not a curated record
UUUACAACCCGUUGGUCGCUUCCUGCUCCAAGCGUCAGCAGGGUUAUAUAAAUCAUUCACGAGACUGCAGAGCUCUGUCGCUCGAGGAUCUCCCCCACUGAAGACAGCCAAGAUGAUAGUCACAGACAUGACGUUCAAGGAGGGCCAGGAGUUCAAGAUCCGAGUCAAGCCCUCAGAAGACUGCAGCACCUUUUCCAUCAACGUCGGUCACGAUGCUGACAACAUCGCCAUGCACUUCAACCCUCGUUUCGAUUCAGGCGGCGACUCCAGCGUCAUCGUCUUCAACUCCAAGUCCGGGGGAAGCUGGGGUGACGAGCAACGAGACGACCACUUCCCCUUCGUGCGCGGGGAGGAGUGCAAGUUUUAUCUCAACCUCAGCAUGGAGAGCUUUUACAUCAAGCUCCCUGAUGGCACCAUGGUCGACUUCCCCAACCGCCUUGGUGACAUCAAGUACAAGUACUUCAGCAUCGGCGGUGACGCCAGGAUCGUCGGCAUCAAGAUCAAGUAGAGGAUGAACUCUUCACCUGUCCACCUCAAUGUUUGUUGCUGAUGUAGUCUGUUUUACAAUACCAAGCCCAGAUUUGAAGAAGACUGCAGAAACUCACACUACCAUGGAGUGUCAUGUUGUAAUGCUAGCAGAUGGCCUAAAGAUGGAGCCAAAGCACAUCUUACCUCAGUGUUUCUGCUGUGUCUCUCAUUGGGCCUUGGGUUUGUUAAUAAAUACUGUGAAAGAAGA